Messenger RNA from Pygoscelis adeliae (Adelie penguin), 3114 nucleotides. RefSeq names its product family with sequence similarity 178, member A (gene SLF2). The transcript is spliced from 20 exons. The record is from RefSeq and is a predicted model, not a curated record. Gene Ontology annotation, biological process: positive regulation of double-strand break repair; protein localization to site of double-strand break; DNA damage response. The coding region runs from base 1 to 3006 and encodes 1001 amino acids. NCBI's taxonomy places the organism in Eukaryota, Metazoa, Chordata, Aves, Sphenisciformes, Spheniscidae. Gene Ontology annotation, cellular component: nucleus; site of double-strand break.
AUGUCGACAGUGGAGAUGGGGAGGUUGUUAACACCAUCACAUAAGAUAAAGUUAUGUUUUCUCUUCAGAAACCAGACCAUUCCAGAGUUCUUCAAACCAGUUUUAAAGCAAGACCUUGGCCAUAAAGACAGAACUGUGUUGUGCUCACCAGACAGAGGAAAUGUAAAAGAUGCAGGAAUCGGACUGUCAGUUUUACACACGGAACGUUUUGGAAAGAAAAUAUCUUCUCCAAAGAAGGGAAAUGAAUGUCCUUUAAGAAAAAUACCACAUUCUGGUUCAAGGGAGACUGCCUCAGAUGACCCAUCUCAACCAAAGCCAACGCAGGUUUCAAAACAUGAGGCAUCUUCUCCAAAUGCACUGGGAACAUCAUCUGAGAUGGCUGUUGGUAUGCAGAAGAGCCAGUCUGUUCCUUCAUGCUGCCUUGGAUUUAAGAUGUCUUCUGGGCGAUCCAAACAAAUAGACUUUCCUGGGAAAAGAAAACACACUGCCGUGAGUGUGGAUGCAGACAGUUUAAAUCAAUCUGAAUUAUCAAGUUUGAAUGACCCUACUUUUAGUAGGUCAUCUGCAAAAUGCAAAAAUAGGAGGUCUGACUUUGUAAAAAAUAUCCUUUUAAAGUCUACUUGUGGUGAUGUUCUGCAACUAAUGGAGGCUGCUGCUCUACCUAGACAUGAUUCUACUCUUCCAGAGGAAUAUCUCAACUCAAGUGAUGAAAAUGAGAAAAAUAAUUGCUCCUCUGUAGGUUUGUCAUCUUCAUGUUCUGCACACAGUCCUGGUAAAAAUAACCACAUUUCUGUUGUGGGUACCAAAGAGAAUCAAUUGCAGGUGGUUAACUCAGGCUUUUUCUUGGAAAAGUCCCUUCCUUUUUCUCAGGAAAAAAGUACUGUGUUGCCUUCUUUUCACCGCUUAACACAAACAAAAGGUGUGGAAUCUCAUCUCCAGAAUGCUGGCUUAUCUCAGGUAUCGAAUGCCAAGAAGGAACAAGAUGGGAAAAGGCCAGAAAGACAUGCACACAAUAAAGCUUACGAUAUUCAAUCCAGCGACAGUUUUUCAAAAACAAAAGACAAGACUUCAGAAAAUGCUUCUGGUUCUUGUUCAGUGGAAGGUUCUGGGAAACCUGCGCUCUCAGAAGAGACUGGUAAAAGUGUUCCGCGUUCAUUGUCUUUUAAAGAAGGGGGCAUGGACAGCAGCCAUAUGUCUUCACAACUCUCAGGUGAGUUAAAAGUAGAAAGCACCUGUACAGACAAGUCCAAGUUGAACAGAAAAGCAAAAAGCAGCUUUGACAGUGAAGACGAGAGUUUGGAGUGCAGUCUAGAUGAUGAUGAUGAAGAAGAAGUAUUUAUGCCACUGCAAGAAAUUCUGUCUUCAAGUCCCAAGCCACAGGCAGGAACCCUGGAAGAAUCUUGUCUUGACAGUUUUUCUCAGGACACAAUGACUCCAUUACUGAAGCUUCAUCUUUCUAAGCCUCCUGUUGUUAGCCAGGUGUCAUAUGUGAACAGUUUAGAACAUCUCUUGAAGGAGAAAGAAGAAUCUAAAAGGGUAGAUGAACUAGAAAAGCAGUUACAGGAAGACAUACAAGGACGGGAAACUGAUUCUUCAGAUGGCGAAGAUGAGGAGAACGCCAGUGGAGAUGAAGAUCUCUCAGAAGAGCACAGGGCGUUUAUAAAGAGAUUUUCAGUAAUAGCUCAUGCCAUACCUGACUACCACCCUGGAGAAGACAUAUUUGAUUUAUCAACCUCUGGGAAAAUCUUCAAUCAACAUAACCUUGACUUGAGGAAUUUUCAUUUCAUCCCUCAAAAUCCUAUAGAAAAGCUCCUUCUUAGUUCUGGUGUAACACAGCAGCUUUCUUUAGCUAUUAAUGGUUUUCUAAGUUCUGCUUACAGUUGUAUCUUGUGUCCCAUACAAAUUAUAAAGUGGCUUUUCCAGAUGAUGUCUGUUCAUCCUGACUAUUGUGUUUCCACCCAGAUUUUAGAGAGAUUGAUGGAGAUAACACUAAAAAAUGCUUCCAUCAGUGAUGAACAGUCUAAACCAUGGAUUCCUUCACUAGCUGAUGUGUCAGCUGUUUUUGUCAAUAUGGGUGUUGCGUUUAGAUCUCUCUUUCCAUUGCAGCAUCUUCAGCCCAACUUUAACGAGUGUGAUAUUUUAAGUCAGAUGCAAGAAACAGUGAGUAAACAACAGCCAAGAGGAGACCUAACCUCUGCCAGUCCAGCCUUCUCCAGUGUACCAGAAAACAAUUUAAUUAAUGUGAUUAAGUUUCUAGGUUUCUGUACAACGGCAGUUCAAGGUGGAUAUACUGAUCAAGAAAUAUUGCUGCUGCUUCUAUUGCUAUUUAAAAUAAGCUUGGAGAAACAGUUAAAGCAAAUUCCUUUGAUAGAUUUUCAGUGCCUUUUCAUACAGCUUCUGAUAAGUAUAAAAGACUGGGAUACAAAGAUGCCUGAGCUCUGCCUGGCAGUGAGUGAACUCUCCAGUCAUCACCAUAAUCUCCUGUGGCUAGUUCAGCUGGUGCCUAGCUGGAUAAUACGUGGACGGGAAGUAAGAAGACGUCUUAGCCUAGUGAUAAUUUCAAAGCUUCUUAAUAAAAAGCAUAUAGAAAUACCUGAUGACAGUGACAAGCAGAUGUCUCUUCUGCAUCAGUUUCUGGUGUACAUGAAACCUUCUAAUCUACUAAAGAAGAUGAGAGAAGGGCUGGAGCAGCAGGAUGCCGAUGGAGACCACCUUCAUACAGAACUAGAACAGGAGGCAUACUACCUAAUCUACAUCCUCCUUCAUUUAGUCAGUGAAGCUAGUUUCUUUGAUGCUGUAAAUUCUAAUCAAAGGCAACACCUACUGAAGCUUUGUGGUGCCUUAGAUAAGCACAUAAAAUGUGAUAUUAGGGAAGAUGCAAGGCUGUUUUAUCGAACUAAGGUAAAAGACUUAGUUGCUAGGAUAUAUGGCAAAUGGCAAGAUAUGAUACAAACCACUCGGCCUACUCAGGGAAAACUGCAUGACUUCUGGGAGCCAGAUUCAUGAAAUCUUGCCUAGUUCAGGGAAAAUACCAGAAAAAAUCUGAAACUAAGGAAGAUGUAGAAUGAAUGGAGCUUCACCUUGGUUGAAAAAGAAGAAAUCAGUCACCUGAGU